Zea mays is the source of this 1439-nucleotide messenger RNA. RefSeq lists its product as uncharacterized. The transcript has 2 exons. Lineage: Eukaryota; Viridiplantae; Streptophyta; Magnoliopsida; Poales; Poaceae. The record is from RefSeq and is a predicted model, not a curated record. Bases 638 to 1273 code for a protein of 211 amino acids.
AGAAAGUACUUCACUCAUACACCAAAGUGGUUCGAGCGCCCGUUUUAAUGAGAUAUCGCUGUACUGCUUAUGUGCUUUCGUAUUGCGGCUUUGUGGUGUUAUUUUUUUGCUCUUGUGUGUGUUCUUCUUCUCCCUAUUGCUGUUCUACAAUUGUAACUCUCAUCAAACUCUCGUCCAAGUUGUGGAGAUCCUUGCAAAGGAAAAAGUAUAAGGAAGACUCUGGGCUCAAGUUGACCAUUAGAUCACUUGGGAGGGGUUGAAUGCAACCCUCGUCCAUUAGGACACCAUAACGUGGAGUAGAUGAGUAGGCAAGCAUUUAAGGCUUGACCAAACCACGAGAUUAAUCGUCUUUUCUUGUGUGUUUGUGUCUUUGUGGUUUAUUCUUCCUUCCUCUCUCUAAGUUCUUGAUAUCACUUGCAAUAUUGCUCUUAGUUAAUUUCUCAUCUAAAAGAGAAAGCAAGUGAAACAACUUCUCUUCCUUCUCGCAUUUACUUGAUAUUUAAUUUGCUGUAACAUCUAAAUUAAGUUGGUGUUGGACGCGGUUUCCUAGCAAUGCAAGCAGUGCCUUUUCGGUGAGAGGCUGAUCCACACCUUCGUGAAUCGUUGUCUCCAACUACUCGCGGCCCGCCAGAGGACCAUGUGGGAGUACACCGGGGAUAACGACUCCAACCGCCAUUCGGCCAAAAACCUGAUGAGGGAGGAGCUUACAUCACACGUCCUUGCUAUCACGGUGGGGGUUAGGUCGGAUUUCCUGGACGAGAGUGGCCCACUACCGUUCAACCAAGCGCGGUUGAAAGACCUGGGGCUUUGCAGCAUCAAGGUUUCCCGUCCCCCUCUUCUGGAAGAUGUCGCUAUUAAGUCGGAGAAGAAAUGGAAGAGGGAGGUGGAGCAAUCUACCAUGGCGGUGUGCAAGAAACGCCACCUCGAGAUGAAGCGGACACGUCUUACGCGAGCUGGGCUAGGGUGGAGCAUCACCUCGUCCACGGACAUGGAGGACAUGACCUCUACUGAGGUCAAAGCCAGCUCUAAUGCCCAGCCCGAGAGAGUGUGGGACGCUGUGGAGGUCGUCCUGCCUGUUGCACGUGGGGAGCAUCCUAGGGAAAGGCUGGGGACCGCCAGCUCUUCCUCCUCCCCUGUCGCGAUAACCGAGCGCGGAAUCGCUGGCGAGGCAGGCGCACUGCCUUCGAUGGUCACAAUAAUGGUGGAGUGCCAUGAGGAGGCCAGGACGGUGAUUGUGCCUACUCCUACCGCAUCACUAGUGGCGACGUCCUAGGCGCGAAGGGCAAUGGUCGCCUGGACGCGCUCUUCCUGGUACAUAAUGUAUCCAUGUUUGUGCCUACUCCUACCGUACAUUAUCGUCAUUCUCUCCUUUGUAAUGCCGCCCUCCGUGUUCUUAACUCUGUUUAAUCCCAUCCAGCACAUAUGUGUCGGGUAAGUCA